UUGCGCUUCCUGCCCCCGGACUGGCGUUGGGCGCUGGGCCACUGGCGAGUGUGCGCAGGUGCUCCGGGCACCUACGGCCGCCAAGGGACCUGCCUUGGCGAGGACCGAGGGAGACCCCGGGGCACCAUGUGCGCCCUCCCCGGCCUGCCGGGGCCCAGGGCGCCGCCCCAGCCGCUGCUCCUCCUGUGCCUCCUGGCGGCGGGGUGCCCGAGCUCCGCGGAUGACCAUCCCCCAGCUUCACCUUUUACAAGUCUACCUGCUCGAGAAGAAAUGCUGGCCAGAUACUCCAACCUUUCCUUGGAGAGUCACAACCUAUCCCUGACUGAAUAUUCCAAUGUUGCAGUAGAAAAAAAUAUCACUUUGCAAAGACCUUCUAAUGUAGAACUCACGUGCCAGUACACAACAUCUGGGGAUCUGAAUUCAGUAAACGUGACUUGGAGAAAAGAUGAUGAACUUAUUGAGAAUAAUUAUCUCAUCAAUGCAACAGGAAACAUUCUGUAUACCCAAUACAUGUUUACCAUCAUUGAUAGCAAACAAAUGGGAAGUUAUUCUUGUUUCUUCCAAGAGGAAAAGGAACAAAGGGGUACAUUUAAUUUCAAAGUCCCCGAACUUCAUGGAAAAAACAAACCAGUGAUCACUUAUGUGGGGGAUUCAACUGUAUUUAUAUGUAAAUGCCAAGAGUGUGUUCCUUUAAAUUGGACCUGGUACAGUAUGAAUGGGAGUGUACAGGUUCCUCUUGAUGUUCAAAUGAGCGAUAAGUAUGUGAUCAGUGGAACAAAUGCUAAUGAAACAAGGCUCAAGAUAAUGCACCUUUCAGAGGAAGAUCAGGGAGCUUACUGGUGCCAUGCAAUAUUCCAAUUAGGCGAGAGUGAAGACCACAUUGAACUUGUCGUGCUGACUUAUUUGGUGCCCCUCAAACCAUUUCUUGCAAUAGCUGCUGAGGUUGUUCUUUUAGUGGCUAUUAUUCUGCUUUGUGAAGUGUACACCAAAAAGAAAAAGAACCGCCCAGAUGAUGGGAAAGAAUUUGACCAAAUUGAACAGCUGAAAUCAGAUGAUAGCAAUGGUAUAGAAAAUAAUGUCCCCAGGUACAGAAAAAAUGAAUCUGUGAGCCAAUGAAUGAGAAGCCUCAUGCCAAGACUCAUGGGAAGAUGUACAAAGAGUUUGUAUUUCUGCCUUAUUUAUGCUUCCUGUUAAGAACAUCGGAGUUUUUAUUUUUAAAAGAAUAAAAAGUUUAAGCAACAUAUUCAGUAAUAGCUUUGUAAAUAACAGAUACUAUCUCAGAUCUAAAGAUAUUUUCAAUCUGCAAUUUGUUUACAUAAAAGCAAAGUAAGUUGUAUUAAAUAUGUUCUUUGAGCUAUAACCCAGGAUAAUUAAUCUUAUCCUGGUCCUCCAGGGACACACAGAACAGACACCAGCUAAUGUCACUCAAGACCUGUUCAUAACCAAAGAAUUCAUUUAAAAGGAAGCCUUUGCCAUUUGUCUUGAAAAGUAUUUUCCCCCAAUCGUGCUUACUAUGUAUAAAACUAUUUGUAAUGAUA
Molecule: messenger RNA, 1538 nt
Organism: Myotis myotis
Lineage: Eukaryota; Metazoa; Chordata; Mammalia; Chiroptera; Vespertilionidae
Gene: EMB
Product: embigin
Exons: 9
Coding region: 127-1116 (329 amino acids)
Biological process (GO): homophilic cell-cell adhesion; dendrite self-avoidance; axon guidance
Cellular component (GO): axon; plasma membrane
Molecular function (GO): cell-cell adhesion mediator activity
Source: RefSeq, a predicted model, not a curated record